UUUCAUAAAGAGCCUUCAUAAAUACAUAUUCCAAAGAAAAUAUAAAUAAUGAUAAAAAAAUUAUAAUGAAAAAUAUUUCCCAUCAAGCCUUUGCAACUUCCUUUUCCGGUUAUCAGCCACACGAUGGUCCAAGGCAAGGAACGCUACGUUGAAUCAGGGCGUGUAGCCUACAUCGGCUAUGGAGACGACAAAGGAAAGCUUUGUGUCAUUGUUGAUGUCAUAGACCAGAACAGAGUUUUGGUAGAAGGACCCUGUUCUAAUGUCGCCAGAAAACAAAUGAACUUGAAAGCCCUCCAGUUGACCACAUUCAGAUUAAAUGUGCCAGCUUCUUGCAGACAGAAGAUCAUUAAGAAGAACUGGGAGAAAGACAACAUCACAGAAAAGUGGAAUAACUCGACCUGGGCCAAGAAAAUUGCUGCAAGAGAAAAGAGGGAAACACUCACAGACUUUGACAGAUUCAAGCUCAUGAAGGCAAAGCAAGCGAGAAAUCGUUUGGUUAAUAUCGAGUUUGGCAAGCUUAGAAAAGCAGCAAAGAAGUCAGGCGGCAAAAAGAAAUAAACUGUACAUUUUCCUUAAUAAACAAGUUCGUCUCCAAGA
Molecule: messenger RNA, 597 nt
Organism: Ruditapes philippinarum (Manila clam)
Lineage: Eukaryota; Metazoa; Mollusca; Bivalvia; Venerida; Veneridae
Product: large ribosomal subunit protein eL14-like
Exons: 5
Coding region: 124-558 (144 amino acids)
Biological process (GO): ribosomal large subunit biogenesis; translation
Cellular component (GO): ribosome; cytosolic large ribosomal subunit
Molecular function (GO): structural constituent of ribosome; RNA binding
Source: RefSeq, a predicted model, not a curated record